UUACAAGCCGGCCGUAACCAAUGGCGGGCUGCGGCGCAAAGCCAGGCCUGUGGGUUUUUUUUUUUUUUUGCCCCCGCCUAUACCAGUGAACUCAUGAGUGAAAUAUGACAUUUCGCCCAUAAAGAAAAGAGGGCGAGGAGGGAAGAAGCGAGGGAAGGACGGAGGGGGAAAACUUAAACCUGCAGGCAACGAACUCUGGGCUUGAACCCUUCCUGGUUUCAGAAUCUGGAGAUCAGAUAGGGCGGGGCUGCGCCGAGUUUUUCUCAAGUUUUCGGCUACUGCAAAGAAGCCUCUGAGGUGCUCGGUGCUGGGGCAGAUUGCAUUCCUGCCUCCCUCAAGAAGACACCCGAGAGAGGGAGCUGAUCGCAGCAGCCCACUAGCCUCGUCGCGAUGGGGGAGGACGGAGUGCAAGCGGAGAAGAGCAGCGCGUACGUUUCUCCCAGCUCCGAUGGGCCUCUGGAUGCCAGCAAUCCCAGCCCGGUGCCCUCGGGCAGCCGCAGCCCCAGCCUGCUGCCGCCAGCGCCGGGCGAGGCGAUUCGGGACAGCUCGCAAGUGAACGCCAUCACGGUGCUGACUCUCUUGGACAAGCUGGUGAACAUGCUGGACUCGGUGCAGGAGAACCAGCAGAAGAUGGAGCACCGGCAGAUCGAGCUGGAGGGUUCGGUGAAAGGCAUCCAGAGCGACCUGAGCAAGCUGUGCAAGAACCACACCUCCACCAGCAACACGGUGGCCAAACUGCUGGAGAAGUCGCGCAAGGUCAGCGCCAACACGCGCGAAGUGCGCGACCGCAUGGACCGCCAGUGCGCCCAGGUGAAGCGCUUGGAGCACAACCACGCGCAGCUCUUGCGCCGCAACCACUUCAAGGUGCUCAUCUUCCAGGAAGAAAAUGAAAUCCCUGCCAGCGUAUUUGUGAAAGACCCGGUUCCCAGUAUUACUGAUGGGAAGGAAGAGCCUGUCGAUGAGAACAAAACCUUGGAAGAAACUUUGCACACCGUGGAGUUAUCCUCAGAGGAUGAAGUGCCCCACGAUGACCUUGCAGAAGACAGUAUGGAUGAGAAAAUAGAGGAGUCCAGAGCUGAGAAAAUCAAGAGAUCGAGCCUUAAAAAGGUUGACAGCCUGAAGAAAGCAUUUUCCCGUCAAAAUAUUGAAAAGAAGAUGAACAAGAUCGGCACCAAGAUUGUCUCACCUGAACGGAGAGAGAAGAUCAAGAAGUCUUUUACCCCUAACCAUCAGAAGUCUUCUUCAUCCAAAAGUUCAUCUUUCAAGAUCUCUCCCCUGACAUUCAACGUGAAGAAAGUCCAUGAUGGAGAAACAUCCAUAGAAGUAGAAGACAAGCCAGUGGAAGCUACUGGUAGUGAGCAUGCAGUCUUUGAAGAGACCACCCUCACUUCAGAUCCAGUCUCUUCUUCUUCUCCAGCUGAAGAAGGAAAAGCCUUUGCUGAUUCUUUGGAAAAAGAGUCAGGAAGUGAAGGAGAGGUGGUGAUCAACAACAACAUUGAGCUUGCAAUUGUUGAAGAAGAUGAUGACUAUAGAGCUUCAUUAGAAAUCAGACAAGACCUUUAUGAAGAAAGAAACAAGCCAACCAGUGGAGAAAUGGAAUAUUCUGAAGAAUCCAAUCAAGCAGCUGUCCUCCGCGUAGACCAAACAGCGUAAAUUGCCUGUGCCCUUUCUACAUAUGAUGUUUUUAGCUAUAUCGGUCACCAGAAUAUGUCUGGUAUACUAUGAAUGUGGGUCUAAUAGUGCCUCUCAGUGAAAUUGUUGGUUUUCAAGUGUAUAUUUCCUUAUAAAACUGUUUUGUUCAUUCAAUUAGAAUUGACUCCCACAGUCAAAAGUAGGGCUGUUUUCCAAUUAAUACAAAAGCAGAUGUCUUCAACCCUCUUCCUACUUUCUAAUGUUUCCUUAUUUUACCUAGAAUGUGUUUAAAAGAAGUGUUCAAGACAAUUAGGCCAUUUAAUAAAAGGCAUUACCUACAACAGUCGCUUUUAAAUUGUAGUUAAGAAUAUAAGCAGUGUCUUGUUAGAUCAGACCCCUUGCCCUGUCUAGUCCAGCAGAAUGUUAUUUGGCGAACCAACUACAUAAGGAAGCUCGUUUGUCUCCCAGCUGAUUCAGGAAAGUCACACUGUCGUCAGUUCAUAGAUCCCCAAGACUUCCAUGAAUUGAUCCAGCCUUUUUUUUUUCUUCUUCUUGUGAAGCCAUCCAAGCUGGUAGCCAGCACCACAUCUCAUAGUACUAAAUUCCAAAAUGUAAUUACAGGCUGUGUAAAGAAGGAAGGAAGGAAGGAAGGAAGGAAGGAAGGAAGGAAGGAAGGAAGGAAGGAAGGAAGGAAGGAGAAAGAAAAAAGAAAGAAAGAAAGAAAGAAAGAAAGAAAGAAAGAAAGAAAGAAAGAAAGAAAGAAAGAAAGAAAGAAAGAAAGAAAAAGAAAGAAAGAAAGAAAAGAAUCCUUUGGUCAGUCCUGAUUCUUCCAAUACAUUCAAUUUGAUUCUAGUAUUUUGGGAAGAGGAAAAUAGCUUUUCCUUGUCCACUUUAUCCAGAUUUGCCUAGAUCCAUGACCCUUAUCCCCAUCCACAAUUUAGAAGCAUCAGCUUUCAGUGGAGAAAGCAUGGCUAUUAAAUGAUGCAUGUAUGAACUCAUUUUUUGAAACACGGAUCCCAUGUUUUCUUUAAUCCAGACUGUGAGCCUGCAUUGAAAAGACAGUUUCCUGCAUUCUGCUUGGCUCUUUGUCUCUUUUGAAGGGAACUGUAAAAUCCAUUUCAGUAUCCUCUUUGCCUGUUAGCUUUCUCCUACUAACUGCUUUUUAAGCUACAAUCCAAUUAUAAGCUAAACUCUUUCCCACCUAUGCCAUAAUAGUAAGGCAAUUUAACAUGUUUUCCUAAGCUGUGGAAUCCUCAAAGCUUGUAAUUUUCCUUCUUGAUGUGCUGCGACUAUCCCAGUAUGAUGUCAGAGGGAACGUCAUGUGACAAGGGCCAAUACUGAAAAUGCAGGAGUGAAUUACUAAAAAAGUAUAGCUUUUGACAGUGUACUUAACACACGUUAUGUGCAGGUGCACUGGAGAAGAUAUUUUUUAGCAUAUACAAUUGACUUGAGAAACAAGAUUACUGAGAGAAGGC
Molecule: messenger RNA, 3107 nt
Organism: Crotalus tigris (Tiger rattlesnake)
Lineage: Eukaryota; Metazoa; Chordata; Lepidosauria; Squamata; Viperidae
Gene: CAVIN2
Product: caveolae associated protein 2
Exons: 2
Coding region: 391-1653 (420 amino acids)
Cellular component (GO): cytoplasm; caveola
Molecular function (GO): protein kinase C binding
Source: RefSeq, a predicted model, not a curated record